Gavialis gangeticus (Gharial) is the source of this 3942-nucleotide messenger RNA. RefSeq names its product interactor of little elongation complex ELL subunit 2 (gene ICE2). The transcript is spliced from 15 exons. NCBI's taxonomy places the organism in Eukaryota, Metazoa, Chordata, Crocodylia, Gavialidae. Gene Ontology annotation, cellular component: transcription elongation factor complex. The coding region runs from base 46 to 3033 and encodes 995 amino acids. The record is from RefSeq and is a predicted model, not a curated record. Gene Ontology annotation, biological process: positive regulation of transcription by RNA polymerase III; snRNA transcription by RNA polymerase II; snRNA transcription by RNA polymerase III.
GCGAGAGAAGGCGGGGAGGGCCGGCACGCUGCGGGAGUGACCAAGAUGGCAGCCAACGGGCAGCUGCUCACCUGGGAUAUUCCACCAAAAAAUGGCAGCGAAGUAUUUUUCUCACGAGACAUUUAUGAAAAAUAUUCAUUGGCUCCAACCCUCUCUGAACUAUGGAUGUUGUCAAACAGACGUACAGAAAAAAAUGUAGACCUAUCACCAAACCAUGAAGAAGACAAGCAAACGUGUAACACACAGACUGAAGACAACAAGGAAAUGCGUAACACACAGGCUGCAGUUCCAGCAGAGGUGGAAAUCAAACCCACACCUAAUGACGAUCUUUUUCCAGAACCUAGAAUUCCGUAUCCUUAUGUCUCUUGUCUAACUGAAGAUGAGCAGAAAAUAUAUUUAUAUCUGCUGACUAAAUAUGCGAGAAAACCUGCUUCCCACCAAGUGAAUGCUGCAAAUCGGAGAGAAUAUCUACAGUAUUUGGAAAUGAAAGAAUUGGUCAACAGCGAAGUUGCAGAAUUUUUGAAGUUUGCACAGAAUGCUGCAAAGAGUUGUGCUCAGGAUUAUGAUACCCUCUCUGAGGAUGCAGUUCUUUAUGUUGAGCAACUAUUGAGUGCACGUAUUGGACACGUGAAGAAGUACCCUGAGUUUUACAUGCUCCAAGAGAUCACCAGUAUCAUGGGAGGCAAAUUUAACACAGAGCUGAGCUUUAAAUUGGAAAAAUGUCUUCUUGUAUUGGGAAAGGCUAAAUUUGCUAAAGUACGAUUUCCUGUCAUGCCUGCACAGCUACAGAAAGAUUAUAAAACUGUAGCAUCUCUCCUGACUCCAGAACAGAGAGCUUCAGUGAUGCAUAAUGAUAUUAGUUCAGAUCCUAAUGCAGAAAAACUUGCUUUGAAAUAUCAUCCUCAAGUAGUUUUAAGUAGUCGAUCAUUGUUUACUUUGCUGAAUAAUCAUGGACUGAACUACAAGGAACAGUGGGAAAUUCCAGUUUCUGUUCAAAUGAUUCCUGUUGAAGGUGGCAAACCAGUCAAAGUGGUUUAUGUUGACUCGCCUCUUCCAAAAAAAGAGAUGACAGUGAGAGAGAAGAACCAAAUGUUUCAUGAAAUUACUCUGGACUUUCUGGUGUCCAAAAAAUCAUACGCUCCAAUGUCCAUGGUGUUGAUGGAUAAGCCGGUUGAGGAAAACAUGUUUCAGUGGAAUAUGUCUUCUGAUACUUGUGAGGUUAGAAACAUUCAAAUUUCGAACCAAAUUGAUCUGGACUUUGACAAUGAUUUUACAGAACUGGAAACUUUUGGAGCAACAUCUAAGCCCUUGAAGACAUCCAAAGCAGAAAAUAUUCAUAGUAAAUCUGUUGAUCCAGGAAAAAUUCUGUCAGAAAAGCUGAAAAUAGAGAAGCAGUUGGUAAGCAAGGUUGCUGAAGUGGGAAGAAGCAAAAUUUAUGAGCAGGAAUUUUCAGAAAGUGGCAAUUUACAGAAUCCUAAUGAGGCACAGCUUCCAGCAUGUGACACCACCUGCUCAGAUUCUGAAAACAGUACCUUAUAUAAAGGCUUAGAUUUGGAUAAAAUUGAGUUGCAUAAUGAGCAACAUGGUGUAACCACAGAAGUAGUAGUGGACAGUGAUACAAAAUUAAAUUCCUUGGCUAAACCUGAUACUUUCAAGAGAGAACUGGAAUUUGCAGAAACAAAUGAAACUCUCGUUUCUUGUGGUAGUGACUCAGAUGAAGAACGUUUGAUUAUUGAUGUGGGAAGUAAAAAUCUUGAUUAUUGCAAAGCAGCUGUGCUCUGUUCUAAUACAAAUCCUGUAGCAGAUAGGCCCAAAUCAUCUUCUCCCAUGGAGCCUCCACCAACAAGCACUGCUAAUUCUUCAGAGUCCCUGGAUCUGGGGAAAAACACCCCCAAGAAACCUUCAAAAAAGCUGUCUAAAGAAUUUGAUCCCGUUGGACAGAUUUUAAAAAUGCAAACUGAACUUCUCAAGCCGCCUUCUCCAAAAGCUCAGGAGCAGCUGCCAGUCGGCAUUGAUAAAAGUUCUAAUCCUACAGCAAACCACAUACCACCACCUUUGAAACCAUUUGUAUUCUCCAGCAUGGAGUCUGAGCAGAGCACUACUGCAAAUGCAGGCAGCUUGCCUAAGCUUACGUGGACUUCACAUUUUCAGGGAGCUUGGAAGGGAAUGCUUCCAGCUGAACUUCAGAUGCUUGCUGAAGACCCUUCAGAGUACACAGCUCCUGAGGAUGGGAAUCUUGUAUAUAAAUUAUUCAGCUUAGAUGACCUACUGUUACUUGUGCGUUGCAGUGUACAGAAUGCAGAGAUUUGGCCACGGUCCCAUAAAAAUCAGCGCAUCAAAAAGCGUAUUCCUGUUCACAUAUUGCCAAAACUAGAAUAUCAACCCUAUUUGGGGCUGGAAGCUCUCACAGAAAGUGAAAUAUGUCGGAUGUGGACAGAGAACCUGUUGCAUUCUAAAUGUUCUUUUUAUGUAGGGCAUAUUGAUGCCUUUACAUCAAAACUUAUUACGCUGGGUGAGAUUUCUCCACAACAUUUAAAAGAAAAGUUGGCAUCAUUUAAGCCUGGAAAUUCAUUAAAUAUUCUUCGAAAUAUCUUGAAGAAAGUAACUGAUUUUCAGGAGGGCUCAUAUUUGUUGACUCAUGCUGCAGGAGAUUCAUCAGUUGCAAUCUACAAGAGCUCCCUUGGGAAAGUGACCAGAGCAUCAUAUAAUUUACAUAAAGCUCACAGCAAUCUGCCUAGUGUUCCAGCAACCCUUUCAGUCCCAUGGGUACCAUUAGACCCCACCCUUCCUUUACCCUAUCACAUGUAUCAUGGAAGAGUCCCAUGUAUGUUUCCACCUAGACCCCAAGAAACCAUGAGGAAACAGAAGAUGUAUGGGGUAAAAGCACAUGCAAACCCAGCCAACCGGAGAAAAUCAGUAUCCAUGGAAACAAGAAUCAAUCCCAUGCUAGCUAAGCCUGUUAGAAGUGAAGGUGUCGCUGCAAAAAAACUGAGGACAAACAACUGCAAACAGGCAAAUACAAUGAAAAAGUGAAAAAUGAAAUAAAACAUGAACUCUAGCAAAGCAGAAAUAUCUUCACUAAACUGAGAAAAUGUGGAGAAAGACAAGACAAAAAAUGCUUAUGUUGUUGCUUCAGAGAAACCAGAAGAGGCUGGUAGAGAGCAAGCUGCUCUGCCAUGUUGAAGAAAACUGCAAAAUGCUACAAACUAUUCAGGCCUCCAAAGUAUCCAGGGCCUGAAUUUAACAAAGAGGUUUUUGUUCAGACUGUUUUAUUUGUGUUAUUUGUUGCAUCUUUAUGUUCAGAAUUGCUUUUCUAUUGAUGAGUGUUACACAGAAUAUAUUUUGAUAUCCUGAAAAGAUUAAUAAAUAUUUGUUUAGUGAGUGAUACAUUUUUAUGCCUGUACCUUAAAAAUAUACAAAAGGCACAGAUUUUUAAGCAUAGCUAAAUGUGCAUGUUCAUUAAGCUAUUCUUCUCUGUUUAAAUACAAUACCUUUUCUAAUUUACCACUGUUAUAUUUAUUUAUAGCUUUAUUUACUUUCAGUUAACAUCCCAGACACUGUUCUAGUGUUUCUUGUAGAUGCAAUGAUAGACUAACAAAAAGCAAGGUUUACUUAAAGCUGUUUCUAAAUUACAGGUAUUAGAUUCCAGUUAAUUUUGUGAACUCCCAGAGUGGAAAUAUUUUAGUUAUAAGGCAUGUGAUGGUUAAGUGAGGGUGGGGAUCUGAAGCACAGUUUUCAGCAAAAAAAAAUAGUACCUCAACAGCCAAGGAAUUUGAUCUUUGGACACAGUUUAACUUGAUAUAGAUUCAGGCUGAGUUUGCCCUGCGUAUCUGAAAGUCUUAACCUUUCAAAAUCUUGUAACAGUAUUCAUGAUACCUUCAGUUACAAUUAGAAAGGAGAAGACUCUAAAAGAAAAAUAAAUAACCCAUGUUAUGAUUUGUA